Molecule: messenger RNA, 1033 nt
Organism: Loa loa (African eye worm)
Lineage: Eukaryota; Metazoa; Nematoda; Chromadorea; Rhabditida; Onchocercidae
Exons: 5
Coding region: 211-801 (196 amino acids)
Source: RefSeq, a predicted model, not a curated record
UUAAAGGAUACCAAGCGGUGUUAUCGUUCGUGCUGUUGAACUGUCAUAUUGCCGCCUCUCUGCCGUUGAACCGUUGUCGUGAUUCAGUGCCUGACUGUGCUGUCUCCUUGAACGCCUGCGUGAGCUCAACGAGCUAUCGGACUGCGGAACUGCAGAUGUUGGAAUGAGUGACUGCUUUGUAACUACUCGUCGAGAUGAUUGAUCCUAGUCAUGGAUAAGCAGUCGGAAAGCACAAAAAUAUUGGAAGUGGCGAGUGGCGAUCAGUGGCCACAACAGAAACGUGAUAUUAGAGGUAAAGGAGUAGUAAUCAACUCGCUGGCUGAUUUGAAAAUAGUUUUCCACAAUCUGCUAUAUCCGAAAGACAACAAAGCAGUUGAUCAGGCAUUUCAACAGUUAGAACAAAAAACACAUUUGGAACGAGAAAAGAUAGCUUAUGCUGUUAUUGCCCUUGCUGGAUUGUACAUGGUAUUUGGAGCAUUCGCUAGAUUGUUAUGUAAUAUUAUUGGUUUCGCAUAUCCGGCAUAUGCUUCUGUCAAGGCCAUUCGAACCGCUCAAAAGGAUGAUGACACCCACUGGCUUAUCUACUGGACAGUAUUCGCAGCUUUUUCGUUGGUUGAUUUCUUUGCCGAAUUAAUGUUGUACUAUUUUCCCGUUUAUUGGAUCCUCAAGGCGUUAUUUAUGCUCUACCUUUAUCUACCGCAGACCUAUGGUGCGAUAGUUCUAUACGAUCGAUUUUUGGAUCCAGCGAUUACAAAAGUAGAUGCUUUGCUGAAGCAGUAUAUGGCAGAGAAAAAAGAGUAAAACACUGCUUUGCUUUAAAAAUUUGCGGAGAUCAUUUCAAAAAUUUUCCUUUUUACUUUGAACUUCUGUUUGCUGUCAUCAUUGCGAUAUUAAACGGGACUUCUAUCUUGUUUCUGUAAAAAUUAAAAAGCAUAAACAACAUCCAUGGAUAAGAUGGCUUUGUAUAGAACUGCUUUUGUUCUGAACUUAAAACAUAUCACCGCAUCUGAACUUUAAAUACAUUUGAAAUUAC